This is a messenger RNA of Galleria mellonella (greater wax moth), 2347 nucleotides long. RefSeq names its product ovarian-specific serine/threonine-protein kinase Lok (gene Chk2). Bases 154 to 1740 code for a protein of 528 amino acids. Gene Ontology annotation, biological process: mitotic DNA damage checkpoint signaling; protein phosphorylation. Gene Ontology annotation, cellular component: nucleus; cytoplasm. The transcript has 9 exons. Lineage: Eukaryota; Metazoa; Arthropoda; Insecta; Lepidoptera; Pyralidae. Gene Ontology annotation, molecular function: protein binding; ATP binding; protein serine/threonine kinase activity. The record is from RefSeq and is a predicted model, not a curated record.
UAACUUUUUAGUCUAUGGUAGCUUCCGUUAAAAAAAUAUUUUGUAAAAUUGAAAUGUUACUUUUGUUUGUGAGCAAUAACUUCAUUUUAACUUACUACAAAGAGUUUUUUAAAACACAUUUCAUUAAGAUUACAUUUAAAUUUCGUUUACAUCAUGGGGGAUGAAGUUAUUACAGAUAAUGAAACUCAAACGCAAACGCAAACACAGAAUUCCCAAAUAGAAUGGAGUCAACAAAGUCCAGCCUUCAUUCCAAAUAUAUGGGGAAGAUUAUAUCUCACAAAAACGUCCAUCUGUAGACAGAAAUGUUGGAAAAUCAAAACACCAGAAUAUUACGAUCUCAUCUCUUCAGAAUUUAGUCUUGGAAGAGCUUUCACCUGUACUUGUGUAAUUAGAAAGGAAAUGAUUAAUGACAAAAUUUUAAAAAAUAUCAGCAAAAAGCAUUUUAUUCUGAAGAGGGAGUUAUCGGAACCUCUCAGUCCAACAAUUAUUACAGACCUAUCUUAUAAUGGUACUUAUGUAAAUGGAAUCUUAAUUGGUAAAGAUCACAGCUGUAUACUUGAUAACAAUGAUGUAAUUUCAUUGUCUCAUCCGUCACUGAAAAUUUUUGUAUUUAAAGAUUUACUUAAAAAUGAACAAGACCAAGUACCUUAUGAGAUCUCUAAAAAAUAUUAUGUAUCUAGAGUAUUAGGCCAAGGUGCCUGUGGAAUAGUUAAAUUAGUUUUUGACAAAACAAAAUGCACAAAAUAUGCUAUGAAAAUAAUUAGGAAAAGUAGAGUAACUAAUGGACAAUUAAAUAACCUCAAUGACCCAAAGAAAAUUAUGAACGAGAUUAAUAUUAUGAAGUCACUUAAACACCCUUGUGUGAUUUCAACAGAGGAAGUGAUAGACACAUGUGAUGCAGUUUACAUUGUUCUGGAAUUGAUGCAAGGGGGAGAACUUUUUGACCGGAUCACAAGCCAAACUCAUUUAUCAGAAAAACUCACUAGGUUCCUAUUCAGACAAAUGGUGCUAGCUGUCAAAUACCUUCACUCUCAAGGCAUUACUCACAGAGACCUAAAGCCUGAGAAUGUAUUACUGGAGAGUAAGGAUGACAGAACUCUAGUCAAAAUAACUGACUUUGGACUGAGUAAGUUUGUUGGCGAGGAUAGCUUUAUGAAGACUGUGUGUGGAACAUUACUUUACUUAGCGCCUGAAGUGCUUGGAGCAAAUGGGCAAAAGUACUAUGGCCCCGAAGUUGAUGUUUGGAGUUUGGGAGUAAUAUUUUUUGUUUGUCUUGCUGGCUAUUUGCCAUUUUCAUCAUCUUAUAAAGACAUGUCACUUAAAGACCAAAUUGUUACUGGACGAUAUCGUAUCUCGGAAAAAAGAUGGCACGGAAUCAGUCUUCAGGCUAGGCUGCUCAUGAAAAGCAUGCUGACUGUGCAACCAUCGAAGCGAAUAACACUUGACGCAAUAUUGAAUCAUCCCUGGAUGCAGGAUGAAGAAGUUAUAAUAAGUGUUGACAAAUUGCUUUCCAAUGCUACACAAAUGAAGAGUUUCAGCGAAUUAACAUUAUCAACUGAUUCGGAUCAAGAUGAGAACAGCAACUCUGCCAAACUUAAUGUAAAUGUAGUUGCAACUGGCAAACGCGUAUUGAGCGACAGCUCCAAUUCUUUUGAACCGAUCCCAAAGAAAUUGAAAUUGGUAGCCACAGAAGGGAAAGACAAUAGUGAUUCGACGAACAGUUAUUAUUCAGAGGAAUAAAAUCUCAUUUUUAAAUAAUGAUAUGUUCAAAGAUUUUGCUUUUAAGUUAGCAAUUAUGAAAAUAAUAAAUACUGUUAUUUUAGUAAUGUGUGGCCAUUUUAUGAUUGUGAUGAUAAUCUGUUAUUUAUACUUAAUUGUUGAUUAUUUUGUCGAUUUAAAACUCGAAGUGAACCUCGUAAACUUAAGUCAUUAAUUGUACACCAGUGUUAUUAUUAAUGUUCUCCGAAUAUUGUGACAAGUACUUGAGAAACAGUAUACCUUUUUGUUAUUCAAAAUAUUAAUAAUAAUGAAAAAAGUAAAUAUUUUUAUAGUAAAAUAAAGGGUUAUAGUAAUUGUUCUUUUUACAUUUUUAAAUGUUAUUGUUUGUAAAAGUGCACUUGCGAUAUGACAAUUGUUGAUUUUAUGAAGAUAUGUUGCAGAAUGUUUACUAUUUCAUUAUUGAAUAUUUAUGUUGUGAUAACUGUUGUUUAGAAUUAGAAACCAAGUACUUAAUACAAUUUAUUUUUAAUAAUUGUGAUUAACAUCACGAUGAAGAGACAUGAUGCCGCCUUUAUAUGUAAGAUUUUUCAUAUUAUCGUGUUUGUAUUACAAUUGAAUAAUUGUAAUG